This is a messenger RNA of Porites evermanni, 765 nucleotides long. The record is from the annotation of a GenBank genome assembly. Lineage: Eukaryota; Metazoa; Cnidaria; Anthozoa; Scleractinia; Poritidae.
AUGUCUCGAGAGCGGAAUAUCAAGUCAACUAAGAAGCCCGAGAAAUUGAAUGUUUCCGAUUACGAUGAUAAAACCUCGGCGCAGAAGGAAAAGGAUGUCUCCGUUUCGAAGCCUUCAGGGGCUCAGACAUUUGUAAAAAUUUACUAUGUUUUGAUGCCUGUUUUAGUUGUUGUCAUUGCCGGCCUUUUAACUUUUGCAGUCACACGGCAGGAAACUGCGACGAUCGUAAAAGAAACUACUAAAGAGACGGGACCGGGUACAAGAGCCAAGACGAAAGAAACUUCAAAGAAAGAAGUUUUGUUAACCGCAGAAGAGCUAGCUAAGCACGAUGGCUCCGAUCCUAACAUUCCAGUAUACUUAGCUAUUCUUGGUCGAAUUUACGAUGUUGAGAAAGGAAGGCGACAUUAUGAAGUGGGCAGUGGAUACAAUGUGUUUGCAGGCAGGGACUCGACCCCUUCCUUUGUUACUGGAAAAUUUGCCAGAGAGGAUGCUACAGAUGACGUGAAAGGUUUAUCCCCAGAGGAUAUGAUGGGUGUCAAAGGCUGGUUGGAUUUUUAUAGAAAAGACUACACUUACGUUGGAAAAUUAAUAGGGCGUUACUAUGAUAGUGAAGGAAAGCCAACUGAGGCAUUGCAGGAAGCUAAAUCACUCAUAAAGGAAGGACAGCGUCUGCAAAAACUACAAGACGCUGAAAAUAAACGCUUUCCAGGUUGUAAUUCAAGGUGGAGUAAGGAUGAAGGAUCACUUGUUUGGUGUUCUGAAAAC